AUGACUUCACAUUGUCAGCUUAUUUUUAUGUUCUGCGAUCUAAUAUUUAACUGUAUUAGCUUAUUUCCGAAGAGCCAUGAUGGAUUACUUGUAUUAUUCAUAUUCCAAGACUUAUUUUUAAUUCUCUCUGUGACUAUGAUGUUGAUGACUUUUUUCUCUACAUAUUUGUUUAAGCUUAGAAUGGUCAGAAAUAAAAUACUUUUCUUUUUAUUAAUUCUUCAGGCUGGUUUGUUGGAGGUAUUAAUCCGCAAAUUCCGUGCAGCGGGGUCUGUCAUUGCUGCAUACAUGGUAACCAGCGUGACUCUACAUGCUGUGUGGCUGCUUGAGAAGUGGUCGGAUCCGGAAUCUGUUUCUACACCAAUGCUGAUUGUGCUGUUUACAUUGCAAAGAUGCUUGUCACCAUGGUACUACUUCUUCUAUAAGCGUGCAGCUCUGCGAGUUAGUGACCCACGCUUCUAUGAGGACAUGGACUGGAUCAACAGACAGCUGCAGACACAUUAG
This is a messenger RNA of Parnassius apollo (apollo), 501 nucleotides long. The record is from the annotation of a GenBank genome assembly. Lineage: Eukaryota; Metazoa; Arthropoda; Insecta; Lepidoptera; Papilionidae.